Euleptes europaea (tarantolino) is the source of this 1178-nucleotide messenger RNA. RefSeq names its product urotensin 2 receptor (gene UTS2R). Gene Ontology annotation, cellular component: membrane. The transcript has a single exon. NCBI's taxonomy places the organism in Eukaryota, Metazoa, Chordata, Lepidosauria, Squamata, Sphaerodactylidae. Gene Ontology annotation, biological process: blood vessel diameter maintenance; regulation of blood pressure; neuropeptide signaling pathway. Gene Ontology annotation, molecular function: urotensin II receptor activity. The record is from RefSeq and is a predicted model, not a curated record. Bases 45 to 1178 code for a protein of 377 amino acids.
CCUUUGGACUGCUUAAGGUAUGUUGAGUUAGAUCACUCAAGAGGAUGGAGGCCACGUUCUCAUCAACCAUGAGAAUGGCCAUGGUCACAGACAAAGGCAGCUCACUCAGAAUCAGCACCAACAGUUCCUACAACGCUACUUCGGAUAAUGCCUCUACAGUCAGCUCCGACUCCAUGGAAGACAUCAUAGCCACGUGUACCAUUGGGACUAUCCUCUCUGUUAUGUGUAUUAUCGGAGUGACAGGCAAUGUAUAUACUUUGGUAGUGAUGUGCCACUAUUUGAGGUACUCAGCUUCUAUGUACAUCUAUAUCAUCAAUCUUGCCCUAGCAGACCUCUUGUACCUUCUCACCAUCCCUUUUGUUGUCGGGACAUAUUUUGUUCAGGAGUGGUACUUUGGCGAUAUCGGAUGCCGGAUCCUUUUCAGCUUAGAUUUCCUGACAAUGCAUGCAAGCAUCUUCACUUUGAUGGUGAUGAGCACAGAGAGGUACUUUGCAGUGCUGAAGCCAUUGGAUACUGUGAAGAGAUCUAAGAGCUAUCGGAAAGGCAUUGCCAUCAUCAUCUGGAUAGUGUCUCUGCUUCUCACCCUUCCGAUGCUUAUCAUGAUACAGCUGGUACAAGGAAACAAGAAAAUCUGCCUUCCUACCUGGAGCAAGCUGUCCUCCAAGAUCUAUAUCACCGUACUCUUCUGCACCAGCAUUGUGGGUCCAGGGGUAAUAAUCGGGUACCUUUAUAUUAAACUGGCCAGAACUUACUGGGUGUCCCAAACAACUUCAUUUAAACAGACCAAGCGGCUUCCCAACCAAAAAGUAUUAUAUUUAAUUUUUACUAUAGUGCUGGUCUUUUGGGCUUGCUUUUUGCCUUUCUGGAUAUGGCAGCUCAUUUCUCAAUAUUGUGAACAUUUCCCACUUUCUCAGACGGCCUUGAGGAACAUCAACUAUCUAACCACCUGCCUGACAUACAGCAACAGUUGCAUCAACCCUUUCCUCUAUACCCUGCUGACCAAAAACUACAAAGAGUAUUUGAGAAACAGGCAGCGUUCGUUUAACAGCAGCAAUGGAUAUUUUCAGAGGAGGAACAGAUUCCAGAGAAUUUCUGGGAGGUCUUUGUCCUCAUGCAGCCAGCAUUACACCGAGACAGUUGUGCUCUCUCCCAUUCCUGGUGGAAACAAUGAUGUCUGA